This is a messenger RNA of Sorghum bicolor (sorghum), 2355 nucleotides long. Its product is annotated as serine/arginine repetitive matrix protein 1. NCBI's taxonomy places the organism in Eukaryota, Viridiplantae, Streptophyta, Magnoliopsida, Poales, Poaceae. The coding region runs from base 1 to 1251 and encodes 416 amino acids. The record is from RefSeq and is a predicted model, not a curated record. The transcript has 11 exons.
AUGCUUGUUCUGGUUUGGAUGCUCGUCUCUCAGAGUAACUUACGAUUUGUAUACGCAGGAACCACAUCCUCACGAGCAACCGCCGCGGCUCCCCCACGCACGUUCCCUUCCACGGUUCCCUUCCACCCCCGCGACGCACGCCAGGUGCUCGGGCUAGCCCGGUCUCUGCGCGCGCUACUGCUGGGGGAUCGGCCAAGCUGUCGCCGCCGUGCCGAGCCCUGCGUCCGCGCCCGUGCCCGCGACUCUGCCCGCUCGCCGCCGGCACGCGCCCGCGACAAUCCCUUUGGUUCCGUCGGUCCGCCCGUGCGACGGCCGAUCGCGAGUCCCACACGACCGCAGCUCCCCUGCGACUUCCCCUGCGAUCCCCAACGCUCGUCCGCAAUCUCCGUGGCAUUCUUUCCCAGUCUGCGACCGCCGACGGCGACGGCGGACGGGUGCGGGUCACCGUGCGCAAGUCCACCAACUCGCGCUCUGAGGCCGCGUGCUCGCACUCCCACUCCCACUCGCAGUACAUGCAGCCACGGGUGUCCAACCUCUCCGGAGUGGAGAUCUACUCGCUGCAGUCGUCGCGCAACCCCACCCCGCGCGGCUCCAGCUUCAACCACGCCGACUUCUUCAACAUCGUCGGCGCCGGUGCCAAGGGAGGAGCGGCGGCUGUGGUGGCGGGGGACGAGGAGAAGGGCGGCGCCGACGGACACUCGCCGUAGCCGCAGGCCGUCGCCGCCGUGGCGGCCAAGAGGAAGGACCUGCACAUGCUCUCCAACGAACCGACUUCUUCAACAUCGUCUGGCGGCCGUGCUGCCUCCACCUCGCCCACGCCACUGCUCGCCUGCCGGACACCACCAGGCCUCCACGCCCUCCAACGAACCGCGAGAUGCGACAUCAACUCCACGACCUGCCCCGCUGCGCGCCAUUGAACCAUGGGAUGCGCCGCCACCUCGACGCCGACGGAUGCGCUGUCGUUGGAUCUUGGAGGAGCCCACUAGGGCGCCGCCGCCAUCCAUGAUGAGCUCUGCGAGAACAGCGACCUUCCCCGCUGCGAUGGUUGUGAGGCUCUACGAGGACAGUUCAAAUCCUGACGCAAGGGGAAAAGGAUGCAACAAGAGCUCGAGGUCAUGCUCUAAUUCAGUUCAACGAAGUACAUGGGUCUAUCAUUACCCCAUUUUAACUACAUACUACCAAACGAGGAAGAUGUUGGGUCGCAUUGAAAGUGGAGUCCACCUUCAAGGCAUUCUAGCAGAAGAGCGAUGAAAGUUAGCAGUUCAGGCUUGAUGGGAGCACUCCAUCUUCUGAACGACAGAAUCUUGUGGAGAUGUUUAAUGACCGUGAAAACACAUGAGAGAAAUGCACGUUGAUAUCAACUCGUGCUGGAUCCCUAGGUAUAGCCAGACCAAACUUGUGUAUGCCUAUCGCCUAAUGGCACAUCGAACAAUGGAAGAGAAAAUAUAUAAGCGCCGGGUGACAAAAGAAGGCCUUGCAGCAAGGGUGGUGGAUAGACAGCAAGUUUCAAGAACCAUCUCCAAAGAAGAGACGUUACAUCCUUUUGAAUUUGGCGAAGAGGAAUUAAUGGAAUAGAAUUAGAAUGGUUCUGCCAUAAUUGAGAAGCCAUCCACUUCUGAUACUAUUUAAACCUUUACCUGUCGAUAGUCUUAUGCUGAGCCUACUCACUGAGCAAACUUGGUGGAUUUUAGGUUACCAUGAACAUGAAGCUCUCCUCCAAGAAAAUGAGGAAGAAAAGCUUACAAAGGAGGAGCAGGAUAUGGCUGUUAGAAUGGGAGUCAUUGAGGAAAGCUGCAGCUGAUCCUGAGAGAAAAUCAAACAUGAGUGCAGUUCCAACAUAUCCUAAUCCUGUUCGGACACUUAAGCCUGUUUGAAGAAGUUGGCAACUGCAGGAAUCUAAGGUUUAACUCAAAUAAUCAAAAGAAGUGCAACAACUUAACCCACUUGCCUUGUGAAAUGUUGAUGAGCUCUUGAUUCUUUGGAUUAUGAAUUUUUUCUAUCAACUGACAGUAGUAUUAAGUUUGAUGAGAAAACUUGUGACAUUCUGGUGUGCAACCAGUCAGGCAUGAUAACAAGCAAAGGAGGAUUAGUCUAUUGGAGCUUCCUGCACUAAAUAUUGGAAUCGUUUUCACAAAGCAGCAUGUAUUUUCCUCGAUUGUUCACUUUUCCUUUAACUUUGUGUAAGAUGGAAAUGUUUUUGGUAGAAUAUAAUAGCUAUCACGAAAAGGUCUAUACAGUAGGGUUUAUGAGCCUGCAACCCUCUCCGUGAAUGUUAGUUUCAUAAAUUUUGUAUUUUAGAUUAAAUGACACUUUAACAUUGAUAUUUAAUUUUUAUAAUAUUGUUAUUUAUUGUGC